CCGCAUGCGCGGGAUCGUAGGAGUAUAAAUGCGCGUGCGCCGCUGGACGCGCUAUCAGUCUCACGAGCACCGUCGAGAGGAUAGCACUAUGUUCGCCAAACUUAUGAUCAUCUGCGCUGUCAUCGUGGCAGCCCUCGCCCAGGCGAGGGAGUACCCGGCCGGCGUCCACCCAGCAGUCUGCCCCAACUACCCCUACUGUGCUCCUGACGCGCUAGCCAGGCACACUCCGGACGGCAUUCCCAUCCCCCAGUGGAGCUACCCUUACGCUGCCGCCCCUGUGGCUCCUGCCGCGCCAGUUGCUGAUCAAGGAGGUGCCCGUUACCCCGCCAGCUUCAACCCCGCCCUCUGCCCCAACUACCCCUACUGCUGGUGAUUCUACUGUGACGUUUGGCGCCAAACCGGACCAUAGAUAAACUUAAACAUUCCUGAACGCAGCUGUCAACUUUUUCUUAAAGUGACUUUUUAAUUUUCUUACAGUUCAGUUCGGGUUGUUUUUUUAAAUUGUACUGAAAAUACACUGCCAUAUUUUGAUGUAAAAAUGUAAAUAGCAAAGCAUUUGGUUUUUAUAGAAAAUGUGUAAAAAAUGUAAAUAAAAAGUUUAUUUUUA
Cydia amplana is the source of this 607-nucleotide messenger RNA. Its product is annotated as cuticle protein 1-like. The record is from RefSeq and is a predicted model, not a curated record. The transcript has 3 exons. NCBI's taxonomy places the organism in Eukaryota, Metazoa, Arthropoda, Insecta, Lepidoptera, Tortricidae. The coding region runs from base 29 to 373 and encodes 114 amino acids. Gene Ontology annotation, molecular function: structural constituent of cuticle.